Messenger RNA from Zasmidium cellare ATCC 36951, 417 nucleotides. RefSeq lists its product as uncharacterized. The record is from RefSeq and is a predicted model, not a curated record. The transcript has a single exon. Lineage: Eukaryota; Fungi; Ascomycota; Dothideomycetes; Mycosphaerellales; Mycosphaerellaceae. The coding region runs from base 1 to 417 and encodes 138 amino acids.
AUGGUAUCUGACAGUCCAACGGAGAGAAAGCGAGACAAGCUCAAGACCAUCAUCAAGAAAGCCGCCAAGCGAGUUCACGUCUUCAAGAAGCCUAAGAAGGGUCAGACCAAUCCGAACGAGUCAUUCAAUGAGCGCACGCUUAGUUCGAGGUACGAGGAGAUGCCGCCAUACGCUGCACCGUCCACGAUCAAGCGGGAGGAGCGAGGCGGUAUGCGGGAUGAGGCGCCGGGCCAUGCAAAGCUGAGGAAGAAGAAGCGGCCAGUUGAUCUCUCGGAGGAGGGAAAGCACACACUCAACGAUUUAAAAACUUUUGGUUGUAGAGCGAUGAAGGGAGGAAUGGACAUGCAUACCUUGAAGCUAUUCAGUUGGAGGGAGAUGGAGAAGAUUGGGAGACGAUGGUGCAUCGCAAGUCCAUAA